AUGAAUGAGAUGAACGGCACCAUGAACACCAAGUUCGAGGAGGUAAAGGAGCACAUCGAAGGCAUCGCCGUCCGCCUGACCAACCUGCAGAAUCUGAGCUCCGAGCAGGAUAAAGGAGGGCCCAGCCAGAGCCAGCCCGACAAGUUGCGCGAGAGGAUCGCGAUGCUCGGCAGGAUGGCGAAAGAGCUGGACCCAGACGCGGACAAGGGUGAGAUCGAGCGCCUGCGGCAGAAGCAGGCGGCAGCGCAUAAGGAGCUCCAGGGCUCCAAACCGGCGCUCACCCAGCACACCAUCGCAGGUCACAAGUUGGCAGAGCUUGAGGCCAAGCAGGGGGCGCUGGUGCAGAAAUUGGAAGCACAUCGCAAAGCCAUCGAAGAGGCUAAGGAAGUGGAGAAGACCAUGCAAGCCCAGGUGGACGAGCUCAAGGCAAAGGUCGAAGAGGCCCGCAAAGAGUUGGUCAAGACGAUGCCAGUCAGGACGUCUACCUGGAACGUUGGAAAGUUGGACAAGUCUGAGCUUGAGAAGCAGCCCGAGGUCAAGGCCAUGCUCGAGUCAGAAAUUCUCAAG
Prorocentrum cordatum is the source of this 567-nucleotide messenger RNA. NCBI's taxonomy places the organism in Eukaryota, Dinophyceae, Prorocentrales, Prorocentraceae. The record is from the annotation of a GenBank genome assembly.